Messenger RNA from Punica granatum (pomegranate), 732 nucleotides. NCBI's taxonomy places the organism in Eukaryota, Viridiplantae, Streptophyta, Magnoliopsida, Myrtales, Lythraceae. The record is from RefSeq and is a predicted model, not a curated record.
AUGGCCCAGAAAGGUGUGGAAGCCAAUUUAUUCACAUACAAUUCACUGAUUAAUGGAUACUGCCUUCAUAAUCGCGUGAAUGAUGCUGCUAAGUUAUUUGACGUGAUGGUUGAGAGGAAUUGCCCUCCUGAUGUAGUCACUUAUAACGCAUUGAUCAAUGGAUUUUGUAAGGCCAAACGAGUCAAUGAAGCACGGAUUAAGUAUCAGGCAAUGCUCGACAAGGGUUUGAGUGCUAAUGUCGUGACAUACAACACCCUCAUAGGCGGCUUCUGUCUCGUGGGGCAUUUUCAUUCUGCCGAGGAACUAUUCGAGGAGAUGCAAGUUACUGGGCAACGACCAGAUCUUCAAACAUAUGCUGUUUUGCUAUGUGGCUUGUGUAAAGCGAAACAUAUGGAUAGGGCAAUGGUAUUAUUUAUGCACAUGCAAAACCAUGGUCUGAAACCCAAUAUUGCGAUCUACAAUAUCCUCAUUAACGGUCUGUGCAUCAAUGGGAGACUCGACCGUGCAAGAGAACUCUUCGAUGUUUUGCGUGAACGAGAGGUGGAACCUGAUGUCAAGACUUUUACCAUAUUGCUUAAUGGAUUGUGUAAAGAAGGAGAUAAGUUAAGGGUGGAGCAGCUCCUCCGCCAAAUGAAUGAGAAAGGCCUCCCUGCAGAUGCAUCAACAGUAGAGCUCUUGCUGGAUCUAUCAUCUGAAGAUCCAUCAAUUCUACAGCUAAUACAGGAUCUUUAA